Molecule: messenger RNA, 969 nt
Organism: Zootoca vivipara (common lizard)
Lineage: Eukaryota; Metazoa; Chordata; Lepidosauria; Squamata; Lacertidae
Product: proto-oncogene Mas-like
Biological process (GO): G protein-coupled receptor signaling pathway
Cellular component (GO): plasma membrane
Molecular function (GO): G protein-coupled receptor activity
Source: RefSeq, a predicted model, not a curated record
AUGAACAACGGGAGUCUGGGAUCCUGGUCCACUUUGAAUGCUUCACGGGAAGAAAUUGGAACAGAAAAUGGAACUGACCUCCUAACCCGCGAGGAUCGUUUUCAUCAUGGAUCAUCACUAUAUCUUAUAGAACUUAUUUUCUUUGUCUUAAUUCCAGUUAUUAGCAUUUUUGGAGUUAUGGGGAAUGGAACUGUCAUCUGGUUUCUUGGGUUUUGCAUGAAGAGGAAUCCUUUCACCACUUUCAUCCUCCAUCUGGCUGCUGCUGAUCUUGGGGCUCUCAUGUGCUUAUCUUCUUUAUCGAUUAUGAGAAUUAUGAGUUCAUCUUCAAACACAAUUACCGAUAUUGAUUUAUACAUUAGUUUUUUGUUUUUAUUCAUUUACAACACAGGUCAAUAUCUGUUGACAGCCAUUAGCAUGGACAGGUGUGUUUCUGUCGUCUUUCCCCUUUGGCAUCGAUGCCACCGACCACCACACUUUUCCACCCUUGUGUGUGCCUUAAUAUGGAUCAUUUCUUUCUUGCCCACUGUAAUCGGCAUUAGUCUUUGGAAAUUUGGAGAUAUAACAUUUCCCCUUUUCUACCUGCUUCUAAUGAAUGCUAUACUUUGCCUCCCACUCAUGACUCUUUCCACUCUGGUCCUGGUUAUAAAAGUUUACUUUAGAUCACAACAGAGGAAGAAAGGAAAAGCUUUAACAGCCAUCCUACUUGCCCUCCUCUUCUUCCUCUUCUUAGCUUUCCCAUUUACUUGCAUUUUAUUAUAUUUCUCCCGCAAUGGUGGAAACGAUACUGAAAUAUUGUUUGGGCUCUUAUGCAGCUGCCUAAACAGCAGUGUUAACCCUUUGAUUUAUUUCCUGGUUGGAAGAAAGAAACACUGUCGGUCAAGAGAGAGCUUGAAGGUCAUAUUCCAGAGGGUUUUCAAGGAGGAGGAAGAUUGCAGAAAGAAGGGAGACUUCGUACAGGUCCAAACCUGA